This is a messenger RNA of Anneissia japonica, 3613 nucleotides long. RefSeq lists its product as uncharacterized. The coding region runs from base 145 to 1647 and encodes 500 amino acids. Gene Ontology annotation, molecular function: netrin receptor activity. Gene Ontology annotation, biological process: netrin-activated signaling pathway. The record is from RefSeq and is a predicted model, not a curated record. The transcript has 7 exons. Lineage: Eukaryota; Metazoa; Echinodermata; Crinoidea; Comatulida; Comatulidae. Gene Ontology annotation, cellular component: membrane.
AUUCUCGUACACGAUACUAUCAAGACAACGCAAAACUUUGGUCUUCUUAAAAAGAUUAGAGAAAAGAUUCCAGCAUUUCCGGAUGUUAAGGAAGGGCCAAUUUUAACAUUUAACAUUCACCGACAACAGCUAAUAAAAUUUGGGAUGGAGCUGAAAUCAAGUUAUAUAGCAACUAUUGAUGGAUCUUUUAAUUCGCCUCUUAAGAAAUAUACAGAUGGUUGGAGCAUGAUCAGUGACUUAGAAGACAGAUUAGAGAUCAGCGAAGAAAAUAUGGAAGAAUUCAUUAACACCUUAAAAACACUUAAUGUUCCUCUGGCCGUAAAUGCAUUGACAAAAGGCUCAGGAAAUAAACGACGAAAUAUUGAUUCAAGCGACCAACCUGAAAACAAACGUGCACGUACUACUCCAAAAUUUGAUCUCACUAGAGAACUUGUUGACUCUGCUGGUGGUGAUCUUGAAUUGGCGAACAUCAAAUUGAUCAUACCCGAAGGUGCAAUUUCAGAGGGGGAGCAGCUCGUUGAAAUUUCACUUGGGCAUGUUAUAAGAGAUGCAUAUGACAUACAGGUUUCUAAUAAACUGGAAUCAAGAAUUUCACCCAUAGUUACAUGUAGACCAUCAGGUAUGGUCUUCAAGAAACCUUGUUUACUUUCAUUUCCACACAAUGCAGUUAACGAGGAAUGGUGGAAAUUUACUGUUCUUGUAAGAGAUAACUCGAGCGGUACUUGGAAAAGAACAGACUGCGAUGACCAGCAUAAUAUUUCUGUGCGAAAAGGACGGUGUUAUAUAGAGACAAAGUAUUUCUCUGACUUCACGUUACUUGGAUUGAUCAGGAAUGCAUCGUUCUGUAAAAGAUCGUUGAACCUGGGAUUGUUUGGAAAGCACAUUCACCCAGAAGCGUAUUUACUUAAAGUAAGAAUUUGGAAUGGAUAUGAUAACAAGUGCAGUGGAGUGGUUGACAUACAGGUUUCUAAUAAACUGGAAUCAAGAAUUUCACCCAUAGUUACAUGUAGACCAUCAGGUAUGGUCUUCAAGAAACCUUGUUUACUUUCAUUUCCACACAAUGCAGUUAACGAGGAAUGGUGGAAAUUUACUGUUCUUGUAAGAGAUAACUCGAGCGGUAGUUGGAAAAGAACAGACUGCGAUGACCAGCAUAAUAUUUCUGUGCGAAAAGGACGGUGUUAUAUAGAGACAAAGUAUUUCUCUGACUUCACGUUACUUGGAUUGAUCAGGAAUGCAUCGUUCUGUAAAAGAUCGUUGAACCUGGGAUUGUUUGGAAAGCACAUUCACCCAGAAGCGUAUUUACUUAAAGUAAGAAUUUGGAAUGGAUAUGAUAACAAGCUUGUAUUAGAAGAUGAAAAUAAACUGAAUGAGAAAAAACUGGCUGUUUACCCAUCGUUGUUUGCAAUGUAUAAAGAUAUCGAGGUUAUCAUAGAUAAUUUGGACAAUGGAUUAAAAGUCGAAGGAGAUACAAAAGUUGUAUGGAAACUCGAAGCUCCGCUCCUAUGGUUUUCAAAUCCGUCCCAUGAAUUUCAGUUAAAAACAGAAAGUACAUCGAUACAAGACUUACAUGCAAAAAUAUCAACAACACAAGGAUCAGGACAUAUUCAUGAGAGACCGUUGCAUACUCCUCUAAAAACUGAUCAUUGACCUGAAUCUUUAUCUACGAAUACACUCCAUUCAUCCUCAACUUAAACAUACUGAAACAAACAGCCGUACCAGAUGCAAGAUUAGCUAAUCAAUGUUGUGGAUCCAGGAAUUUAAAAAUAAAUUGGCCCACGGAAUUUAGUGAUGUAGGGUCCAGUAUACCCCAGCAUCACCAUGGUAGGGUACGAACCUCCAGAUGGCUGCUAAUGGCAAUUUCAUACUGAAAUUUAAACUUGCAUACUAAUUUUUAAAUUUUAGAAAUAAUUGGAUGGGAGGAACACUUCGAGGAAGAUUGCUCUUCUUCGAAUAGUCCUGUUUGUCAGCAUUUUCCUGUUUAUUAUGUUUCUCUCAUACAUCUAUAAAAUUAAUAUAAUUUUUAAUAAUUAGGUUUGGUUUUAUAUUUUUGUUUUAAUAAUAUUUAUUGAGUUCUGGUUAGGAUUUAAAGCGAUUUUAAAAGUUUAGGCUGUGUACAUAGUCAUAUUAGUCAUUUAGUUUGGCUUCAGAUGAUUACUGUAUAUAGUGCCUUGUAUGUUUUUGGCAGAUUUUUAUUAGAACAUGACUUUACACUCUCUUAAUAGUAGUUUGAAUUGUUUAGGUGUUAUUUUAAAUGUGUAAUUUUUUUUUUAUGCUGACUGGAUUUUUUUUAAAAUUUUGUAAUAUAUUUAUGGUUAGACUAAUUUCACAGUGAAUAUUUUGUAAUAGGUAGUUCAGUUUUGUCCAGUUUAAAAUAGCCUAGUUUAUCUGAGUGAUUUUCUUAAUUUUGUUGUGUUUUACGAAAAUUUAUAUCAAAAUUUUAUCAUGAUAUAAUAUGAUUAUUACAAACUUUCAUCCGAUUUACAUUUAUAAUGUUAAUACGUUGCCUUAUGUUAUAGUAGUAGUAUAUCAGUCUUUAUAGAUUUCUUGCGAUACACAAGAAGGAAAACAUACGAAAGUACUAACAAGACUUAUAUAGUCUCAGUGGAGUCAUUCUGUUGGUGAAUUUGGCGGUACAUCGGGAGAAAAUUCCCCUACUAUUUUCCAAAGAGUGUACUCAGUGCGUUCUUCUUGAUGUGCACAUAGGUCUUUUGUAUUCUGGACUAACGUCUCAUCCGAAUGACGGUGCGCUUUGAAAAUGUUUGCCAUCCAGCUUAAACACAAGGUGAGCAGUAAUGGGAAUUGAACCGGUGACCAAAAGAUCGUCACAGUUCAGCACACACCGUGGUUACCAACAGCUUAGACGAUUGAGCUAUGAGCUCUCGUAUUACAAUCAUAAUUCGUUAUUAAAGCAAUAAUUAGGUUCGGUUUUAUAUUUUUGUAUUGUUAAGUAUUGUGAUUUGAUUACGUGACGUGAAUUUUAGGCCGUGUACAUUGUCAUAUUAGUAAUUGAAUUUGGCUUUAAAUAUUACUGUAUUGCCUCUUGUAUGUUUUUUUUUUUGCAGAUUUUGAUUAGGUAUUCCAAUUUUGUCCAGUUUAGAAUAGCUUAAAUUAUCCGAGCAAUUUGCAUUUUAAUUUAGUGGUGUUUUACGAAUUGUUUCAUCAAUAUUUUACUCAUCAUGCAUGAUUAUUACAAACAUUUAUCAGGUUUUCAUUUAUAAUGUUAAUACUAUGUUGCAUUAUGUUAUAGUAGUAAUAUGUCAGUCUUAUGAAUUUCUUCGAUGCGAUACACACGAACGAUAACUUAUGAAAGUACUUACAAGACUUACAUAGUUUUAGUGGAGUCUUUCUGUUGGUGAAUUUGGCAGUACACCGGGAGAAAAUUCCCCUACUCCUUUUCAAGGAGUGUCCUCAGUGCGUUCUUUGAUGUGCUCAUGGUCCAUUUUGUAUUCGUAAUGACGGUGUAAUUUGAAACUUGCAUUUUUCUUCUCCACCUAAAACACAAGGGGAACAGCGAUGGGAACUGAACCGUGACCAAGAGAACACCACAGUGUAGCACACACACAGUGGUAACCAACGGUUAUCAUAAUUUUUUUUAUUAAAGCAAUACUUUGGU